Molecule: messenger RNA, 949 nt
Organism: Opisthocomus hoazin
Lineage: Eukaryota; Metazoa; Chordata; Aves; Opisthocomiformes; Opisthocomidae
Source: RefSeq, a predicted model, not a curated record
CCCCCAGGACUGCUGCAGGUGGUGAAGCAGUGCGUGCGGGUCCCCGUGUUCGUGAUGAUCCGACCCCGCGGCGGAGAUUUCCUCUACUCAGACCGGGAGGUGGAGGUGAUGAAAGCCGACAUCCGCCUGGCCAAGCUGCACGGGGCUGACGGGCUGGUGUUCGGGGCCCUCACUGAGGACGGGCGCAUUGACACAGAGCUCUGCACAGCCUUGCUGGCGGUGUGCCGUCCCCUGCCAGUCACAUUUCACAGAGCCUUUGACAUGGUGCACGACCCUCUGGUGGCACUGGAGACCCUGAUUUCUCUGGGAUUUGAGCGGGUGUUGACGAGUGGCUGUGACAGCUCAGCGCUGGAAGGAUUGUCCCUCAUCAAGAGGCUUGCGGAGCAGGCGAAGGGCAGAAUUGUGGUGGUGCCAGGGGGUGGCAUCACAGAGCGCAACCUGCAGAGGAUUCUGGAAGGCUCCACUGCUUCUGAGUUUCACUGCUCUGCUCGCUCAGCUCGGGACUCAGGGAUGAAGUUCAGAAAUCCGAACGUCGCCAUGGGAGCGUCCUUCUCUGCCCCGGAAUACUCCAUAAAGGUGACCGAUGUGGCCAAAGUGAGGACCCUGAACGCGAUCGCAAAGAACAUUCUGUAGCGGAAGGCACCAUCCUGGAACAAGAGCACUGAGGCUCCAGGGUCUUCCCUGCCACGUGGACAGACGGGUACCGCUUCCGUUCUCGGGCUGCAGAGGAUGUGAACUAGGUGACGAAGCCUGACGUCACUUCCCUUGGCUUCCCCUGAAUGACCCGUCCCUGGCCUGGAAACAUACGGUGGCCAUUUUAAAUAAAAGGACUCGUUCCCGGAUGUUGCAACAACAAGCUGUUUGACAAUAUUUGGGAGCUGAGCAAAUAGGGGGAUUGAAUUGCGUAGCACUGCAUGUGAUUGUCAAAUAAACACUGCAGCUGCCCCCC